AAGGUCGCUCCAAGAUGGGCUAAAUGCACAAGAGGAUGUCCAGUAUGUAAAGCACGAGUAUUUCAUACCGAUGAAUACGCGCAGGCGCUGUUGGUUGCUGACGUCACUGUUCCUUGUGGGGCUCACAUGCGCAUGCGUCUUCCUGACCACGGAUAGGUUUGUCACCAAAUGGCAGGACUUCUCACCACGACAAACGGCCGACCGCAAAGAGUCGUCAGAGAGACGCACAACAACGCCAGAACGGAGUCCGGAAUCUGCCGGAGAACCACCGAAAACACGUGAUCCGGAACCAAUGGACGCCGUGAACCCGCUGAAGGGUUAUGUGGGGGUGCCUGAUGAGUCAAAGCAACUGAACCUGAGCUGUGGCGCCUGCGCACUGGUGACCGGUUCAGGUCGGAUGCUGAACUACAAGGCUGGGAACGAGAUCGACCAGGCCGAUUGCGUCAUUAGGAUGAACGAGGGGCCCGUUGUGGGGUACGAAAAGCAUGUCGGGAGUAAAACAACGCUGCGCGUCAUUGCUCACCCGUCUAUUUUAUAUGUCGCCUUGGAUGCGGCUAUUUUGGAGGGAAACUACAAAGUUCUCGUCUGGGGGCCAAGCAAGGAAAUGGACGCCAAGACAGGAAAAACCUACCCGAAAGUGACAUCCUUGCAGGACAGACACCCGAACUUACAGGUUUAUAAACUGACCGAGGACAAGAUACGGUACGGCGACAGGGUGUUUGAAGCAGAGACUGGACUUCCAAGAGAGAAGUCUGGAACGUGGCUCAGUACAGGCUGGUGGACAGUCUUGGUCGCUAUGGAAAUCUGUGACGUCAUCAAAGUUUACGGAAUGAUCCCCGAGGGUUACUGCAGAAACCACCCGGAUGAUCAGACAUUUUAUCACUACUUCACUGGCAGAAGGUACCGCAUGGAAGACUACAAGGAGUGCGCGUAUCAAAACGAACAGCAGGAUUUCCGCGGUGGCAGCCACAAAUAUCUAACGGAGAAGGCGAUAUUCGCGCGAUGGGCGCCUCUGAACAACAUCACCUUCAUCAACCCCUCAUGGGACCUUUAGGCAGUACCUAGCAGAUCCGCUAGGGCGCCACAGAACAACAUCACCUUCAUCAACCCCUCAUGGGACCUAUAGGCAGUACUUAUUAGAGCUGCUAGGGGGCCACUACCUCUUCUCGUGCUGCCCAUUUUAGCUCUUUUAUAAAAGCACCUUCAGAAGUUAAGCGAUAAGUAGUCACAAGGUCAAAGGAGCGUCAUGAUGUGUUGUGCAUUGCGUCAUGAUGUGUUGUGCAUUACGUCAUGAUGUGUUGUGCAUUACGCUAUCGAGGCAUUUUAACUGAACUUUCACUGCUGCAGUUUUCGCUGUUGUCAAA
Messenger RNA from Branchiostoma belcheri (Belcher's lancelet), 1364 nucleotides. Its product is annotated as alpha-N-acetyl-neuraminyl-2,3-beta-galactosyl-1,3-N-acetyl-galactosaminide alpha-2,6-sialyltransferase-like. Gene Ontology annotation, molecular function: alpha-N-acetylgalactosaminide alpha-2,6-sialyltransferase activity. Bases 71 to 1054 code for a protein of 327 amino acids. The record is from RefSeq and is a predicted model, not a curated record. Lineage: Eukaryota; Metazoa; Chordata; Leptocardii; Amphioxiformes; Branchiostomatidae. Gene Ontology annotation, biological process: ganglioside biosynthetic process. The transcript has 9 exons.